This is a messenger RNA of Phodopus roborovskii (desert hamster), 907 nucleotides long. RefSeq names its product ES cell expressed Ras (gene Eras). NCBI's taxonomy places the organism in Eukaryota, Metazoa, Chordata, Mammalia, Rodentia, Cricetidae. The transcript has a single exon. Gene Ontology annotation, biological process: Ras protein signal transduction. The coding region runs from base 39 to 725 and encodes 228 amino acids. Gene Ontology annotation, cellular component: plasma membrane. Gene Ontology annotation, molecular function: GTPase activity; GDP binding; GTP binding. The record is from RefSeq and is a predicted model, not a curated record.
CUGCUGUUUACAGCCCUUCUUGAGCUGACUGUUGGGGAAUGGCGUUGCCAACCAAGUCUAGCAUCCUGGACCUGAGCCUCAACACACAGUGCACCAGAUCUCCAGAGGAAAGCCAUGAGGCGUGGGCACAAUGCAAAGAUGCUGGCAGGCAGCUUCCUGAGUACAAGGCAGUGGUGGUGGGUGCAAGUGGUGUUGGUAAAAGUGCUCUCACUAUCCAGAUGACCCACCACUGCUUCGUGAAAGACCACGACCCCACUAUCCAGGAUUCCUACUGGAAGGAGGUGGCCCUGGACAAUGGUGGCUACAUACUGAAUGUGCUGGACACAGCCGGGCAGGAUAUCCACAGGGCCCUUCGUGACCAGUGCUUAGCAGCUGGCGAUGGCGUGCUGGGAGUCUUUGCUCUUGAUGACCCGUCAUCUCUGGACCAACUGCAGCAGAUAUGGUCCACCUGGAGCCCGAAUCAGAAGCAGCCCCUGGUACUCGUGGGCAACAAGUGUGACCUAGCGACGACUGCUGGAGAUGCUCACACUGCUGCAGCAAUCCUGGCUCACAAGUGGGGAGCCCCCUUCGUGAAGACCUCAGCCAAGACACGGCAAGGUGUAGAGGAAGCCUUUGCUCUGCUUGUCCAUGAGAUUCAGAGGGCCCAGGAGGCUGUGGCUGAGCCAAGCAGGGAGAAGACCCGACACCACAAAGCUGUGUGUAGCUGUGGCUGCUCUGUAGCCUGAAGAUCUUAGUCAAGCAAAUUGACCCUUCUCUUGUCAUGUCAAGAUGACAAUUCUCUUGGCAUGUGUCCCCUCCCCCACCAAAUAACAGUUACCAUGGACACCUUUUUAUUCUCAUUUGGUGAGGAGUUAGGUGGGAACAAUGGGGUGUCCAGCAUUGGCUGUGUUUUAUGAAGCUCUAUGCA